AUGGCGAGCGCGGGGAAACAGGCCCAGACAGGUAAGGAGUCGGAUGCGACGCCUAGCAACCCCCGUGGUAUCCCAUACGCCCCCUUUGUCGACAAGGUCGAGGACUAUGUAGCCACGCGCGAGGAUGUCGAGCCCACCCUGAAGAGCUUCCAAGAGAUGAUCUCGAAAUAUCAGUUUAUGGAGGUCAACCUACAACGGAGGAUGGCUGGUCUGCGCGAUAAGAUCCCCGAUAUCCGGAAGACGCUCGAGACAGUACAGUUUUUGAAACUCAGAAAGGAUGCGACAGAUCCGAUCGAAACCACCUUUGAGCUCAACGAUACCCUGUAUUCGCGGGCGAAUAUCCCACCGACCGACGAGGUGAACAUCUGGCUGGGCGCCAAUGUGAUGCUUUCAUACCCGAUUGACGAGGCCGAAGCCUUGCUGAGCACCAAGCUUGCCACGGCAAAGACAAGCUUGUCCAACUGCGAGGAAGACUUGGACUUUUUGAGGGAGCAGAUCACGACCAUGGAAGUGGCCAUCGCUCGGGUGUACAAUUGGGAGGUUGUCCAGAAGCGCAAGGAAAAGGGCGAGGAAGUAGCCGACAAAUCAAAAACGAAGGAAAUCGGUGCGUCGCCGAAUGACUGA
Molecule: messenger RNA, 624 nt
Organism: Emericellopsis cladophorae
Lineage: Eukaryota; Fungi; Ascomycota; Sordariomycetes; Hypocreales; Bionectriaceae
Product: Prefoldin subunit
Exons: 6
Coding region: 1-624 (207 amino acids)
Biological process (GO): tubulin complex assembly; microtubule-based process; protein folding
Cellular component (GO): prefoldin complex; cytoplasm
Molecular function (GO): tubulin binding
Source: RefSeq, a predicted model, not a curated record